UACAUAAUUUCGGUAAUUUUAUGUUUUUUUCGCUUGGAAAUAAUACUAAACAAACUGAAUCAUUUUGGUGGCGAAUAUGCAUAGCCUUAAGCAGGAUGGUGCGCCUCGUCUCUGGUUGGAUACGGCGGCAUCAUGUUUUAUUGGGGCUUCUCCAUGUGCUGAUAUUUGUAGCCACGACUGUGGUGGACUACAAGCUGACCAGCGAUCUGUCCUACUGGAAGAAGAGAGCCACAACCUUGCUGACUGAGGAACCAACCAACCUGCUGCCAAUGCUGAUGGCCACCAAGCUUACGGGACUGCUUUACAUGGCAUUCCGGUAUCUGUUGAUCCAUGAGUGGGUCAUCGGGGUGUUGGAGCGGAGGGAGCGUCGUCGCUUUGCCAACUUCAUUGUGCGCCGCCUGGUGAUGCAGCUGGACCAGGCCAGUGAGCGGCUGCCCAAGUCGGGCAAGCUCUCAGAUCCGCUCACCCAACAGAGCUACGUGGAGGCACGAACUGCACAAUACAGGGCCAUCGAUCUCUUUCGGCGCGAUGCCAAUGCGCUUCUGGUACAACGCAACCCGACCGAUGUCGAUCCGCACUUCUUUGUGCUGCCGGAGGAGGAGGAACUGCUGGCCAGCGCAGGCUACUCCAGCAUCGAUCUUAAGGUCACGGAACACGUGCUGCAAGAUCUGAUCACGCCUCUGGACGUAGGCAGGAUUAAGCGUCCAUGGAAGCAGAAAUUUUAGUGGAAAUAAUAGGAAAAUUAUUGUUGUUUAUUUUUGUACUUUGAAACC
Molecule: messenger RNA, 773 nt
Organism: Drosophila subobscura
Lineage: Eukaryota; Metazoa; Arthropoda; Insecta; Diptera; Drosophilidae
Exons: 1
Coding region: 21-725 (234 amino acids)
Source: RefSeq, a predicted model, not a curated record